CAGACCCUUUUUUUUCUCACCCACGUCCAUUCUGUGCACCUCUUCUUGCUCCACCAUGAUACUUCCGAGUCUCGAGUUCGCUUCAAUCAUGCUGCAUCUUGGGCAACGGAAAUUAAAUCCUUACCACUACACGCCGACUGAAUGGAUUUGCGCCACAUUCUUCGGCCUCUUCAUCGCGUCGACGGUAAUUCAUUUGUAUCAAGCCAUCCGAUAUCGCUCGAAGUGGAUGAUUCCAACAGCAGUCUUGUGCGGACUCCUGGAGAUCGUCGGAUGGGGUGCUCGUCUCAAGUCUAGCUUCGAUCCAACCGUCCUGCUGGCUUUCGAGAUCCAGACCAUCGGAACCAUCAUCGGUGAGCAUCACUCUUCAAAUUGUUUCCGCGGCCGACUCCCGUGCUGCAGGCCCAACACCGUUGAUCGCCGCAGACUUUAUGAUUCUAGGGCGGAUUAUCCAGCGAUUGGGCAUCCAAUACAGCCGUUUGUCCCCCAAAUUAUGUGCGAGUCCCUGCCUGGAAAUUCCUCACGCGCACAUGAGCUGACCACCUCAGACUCCAUAAUAUUCUGCAGUUUUGACAUUGUUUCUUUGACCGUGCAAGGAUUCGGUGCCACCAAAGCCAGUCUUGCGGUACAUAACGGCACCAGCACCAAGUCCGGUGCAAAUAUCAUGUUGAUCGGGAUCAUCUUUCAAAUGGUCACGAUCACGAUCUACAUCUUGCUCGCCACUGAAUUCCUCUUGCGCUACUUCAAGGACUGGCCGAUUGGUGGCAAGCAGGCCGAGUACCAUGAGCUGUCUGGGGGUCUGAUAACCAGUUCCCCUCUCGGUGAGAGGAGCGACGGGCGGGGAAAUUUUGAUUACCCGAUGCAGAUCGUGGUCGGUGCUUUAACAUUCAACACGGCGUGUCUCUUCAUUCGCGCGAUCUAUCGAACAGUCGAACUUCUAGACGGCUUCGGCGGCCCCAUCAUCUCAACCCAGCGCUACUUCAACAUCCUCGAUGGUUGCAUGAUCGCGCUCGCGAUCACGACACUGAAUGUUGUGCAUCCCGGCGUCUGGUUGAAAAAACACGACAAAAAGGAGAGUGAGAUCGAGGGCCGCCUCAAACAAGCGGGCCUACUGUACUAUAGAAUGUAAUGGGGCUUUGAUUGCGUGGACUUCAUGUUCUUUUCUCCCCUCAGGAGUCAGGAGAGUUGGGGUUGAUGCCGGUGGACAUCUACUUGACAUUAUUUGAGUCUACAUAUACUCGUAUACUAGCCAGCUUCCUGUUAGAGAGGGUGCCCUCAUGUGACGUAAUAGCCCGGGCCCAUACAGUUCCAAUAGAUCUUGUUUUGUCUCGAGACUCUACUACCAGGCGAGUUUGCGGUAUCUUUUUGAAUUGGCGAAUUGGACAAUGUGCCCUGAUCUGGGGAUAAUCUCAUAUUAGAAUGGCAAUGGUUAGCCUCUGCGAUGUGUAAGAAUGAAAUAGUUGAAUUACAUGACGCGCUUCAACUGGAAAUAGCAUCCUUUUCGAGAGAGAGUAACUUAUCGUGGCAUAUUCUUC
Molecule: messenger RNA, 1532 nt
Organism: Mycena citricolor
Lineage: Eukaryota; Fungi; Basidiomycota; Agaricomycetes; Agaricales; Mycenaceae
Source: the annotation of a GenBank genome assembly